CGAGACAUACUAAAGUGGCCCUCAGGGCUGCGGGUGAAGUUAGCAUUAGGCGGUGGCGGCGGCUAGGAGCUCCUUCUCUUGCCAUCUCCUCUUCUCCGCCCAGGCCCCACGGGAGUCUCGCUCAUUGCCAUGGCCGAGUCUACGCAGGCAUUCGAGGGCCUUACCGAAGAGGCCACCCUGAGUUUCUGCUCGGACCCAGACCCCAGCACCAAGGAUUUCCUGUUGCAACAAACAAUGUUAAGAAUAAAAGAUCCAAAAAAGUCACUGGAUUUCUACACGAGGGUUCUUGGAAUGACACUACUCCAAAAGUAUGAUUUUCCCACCAUGAAAUUUUCACUCUACUUCUUGGCUUUUGAGGACAAAAAUGAUAUCCCAAAAGAUAAAAGUGAAAGAACAGCUUGGACAUUUUCCAGGAAAGGUACACUUGAGUUAACACACAACUGGGGCACUGAAAAUGAUGAGAACCAGGCUUACCAUAAUGGCAAUUCAGACCCUCGGGGAUUUGGCCACAUAGGAAUUGCUGUUCCUGAUGUACAAGGUGCUUGUAAAAGAUUUGAGGAAUUAGGAGUAAAAUUUGUAAAGAAACCUGAUGAAGGCAAAAUGAAAGGACUGGCAUUUAUUCAAGAUCCUGAUGGCUACUGGAUUGAAAUUCUGAAUCCUAAUCAAAUGAUAACCCUCACUUAGUUUUGCCAGAACACUACAGUUCUGAGAUUUUUUUAGAAGGCAUUUUGAAAACAAGGAACGAUGUGAUUCAAGGUUGCUAGACUAAAGGAAGAAUGCAGUAUUUACAUAGCCCUCUUUCCACUUGAAAUUUGUUCUUUAGUUCUAUUCAUGACCCAUUUUUGUCUGUAUUUUACAUUUACUGUUCAUGUUUUAAAGCAUUGUGUGUCUUCCCACUACUUGAAAUACUAUAGUUCCAGCUCUGUCCUUGAAUGCAGUCACGCAUCUUUGCCUUUUAUGUAAUAAUUAGUACAAUUCCUCCUCAGAGGCUGAUUUUAAAUUAGCCUUUUAUGUUUCCUGCACAUCACUUCUCUUUGCCUUUUAACCUUUGUUUAACCAUCAUUUUCAAAAAAGCAUUUAAUGUGCUUGUGUUGUGAUGUCUUCUGAGAUUUAAAUGCCCUAGAAAUAACUUUUCACAAUAGAGAGUGAGGGAAGGUGCACACCUUGAAAUUUAAUGUGAACUUCAGAUGAAAAAAUUGGAGAAUUUACUAUAAGAUAUUCAUUGUGUUCAAGCAGAUGCCCUGAGAUGCAACUUUUAAAAAUCCCAUCAGGGUGAUAAGGAUGCUAGUAUAAAAGUAUUUUUAAAGUCGUUAUAGAAGCUUUUUGAGAUAAGUGGAAACUUUAUUCUGUUUAAGGUAUUUUCAUGUAGUCAGGACCUCGAUGAUUAAUUUUUUUAAAGCUAUACUUUUGAGAUCAUGCGUCUGAAAUUAGAACCUUAAAAUACAUCACAAGUCUUCUGGAUUGAAAUGUAACAUUAGACAAUGUGAAAAAAAAUUUUUUAAGCUCAUGGUCAGGUUCCUUAUGAAGAGCUUCCUUCAGCAUCACUAGGCUGGUCUUCAGGCAACAGAUAAAAUCAGCCAACUGGGCCCAUAUUUAAAGUCUUUCCCUCUUACCAUUGGACCUACCUAAGCUUAUGUUCUGCUGGUAUAGACUUCUGGAAGCCAGAAUUGGUGUGGAGACACCAAAGUAAAGAAUUAGAAAGAAAGGCUACUUAUGUUACACUGGUUGUAAAUCACAUUCAGUGAUUUCUCAGUACAGAAUUUAAUUAACACAGGAACUGCUAAUUAGCAAACGCCUCUGCUAAAUGUACUUCCCUAUCAAACUGACAUCCAUUUGAUCUGUUUUUAAAAUAUGGCUGGUCUUUAUAUUCAUUACGGUCCUAUAAUACAAAAAUCUAAUUUCAUUUAGCAACAGACAUUUUGCAAAAUGUAAUUGAUCCCUGUAGGCCAUUCCAGUAAUGAUUAUGCUCAUCCCACAUGUUCAAUCUGUUGCUAUAUCUUGACAUUGCCACCUGUACAUUAUCUAGUAUAUAUCUGCUUUUCUACAUUU
Phascolarctos cinereus (koala) is the source of this 2049-nucleotide messenger RNA. It is a transcript of the gene GLO1, whose product is annotated as glyoxalase I. The record is from RefSeq and is a predicted model, not a curated record. Gene Ontology annotation, molecular function: lactoylglutathione lyase activity; metal ion binding. Lineage: Eukaryota; Metazoa; Chordata; Mammalia; Diprotodontia; Phascolarctidae.